Talpa occidentalis (Iberian mole) is the source of this 807-nucleotide messenger RNA. RefSeq names its product zinc finger protein 3-like. The transcript has a single exon. Bases 1 to 807 code for a protein of 268 amino acids. NCBI's taxonomy places the organism in Eukaryota, Metazoa, Chordata, Mammalia, Eulipotyphla, Talpidae. The record is from RefSeq and is a predicted model, not a curated record.
AUGUACCUCCCUUGCAGGGAGGGUGUAGAGAACUUAUUGGCCAACUCUGUACUUGACCAGGACCAGGCAAUUCAAAAUGCAGAGAAGUCAUCCAAGAGUGCUGAGAGUAAGGAGACUUUUCAUACUGGCCAUAGGGAUUACAGGUGCAGUGAAUGUGGAGAGGCUUUUAGCCACAAAGACAGACUUGAGCAACACCAGAAAAUUCACAGGGAAGAGAAACCCUAUGAGUACAACAGCGAAUGUGGGGCAGCCUCUCACCACAGCUCCUCUAUAUUACUACACAGCAAAGAAUCACAUUCUGUGUUGGGUAAUGGUGGAAAAUUAGUUGAUCCUCACUUUAUGGGGGUUGAAAGCUCUCAUGCAGUAUUAAGGCCUUAUGAUUGUGCUGAAUGUGGGAAAUCUUUUAUCAGAAAAUCCCACCAUAUUCAACAUGAUAGAACACACACUGGAGCUAAACCUUUUGAGUGCAGUGAAUGUGGGAGAUCCUUCUGUUGCAAAGACUCACUUAUUCGGCACCAGAAAAUUCACAGUGCAGAAAAGCCUCAUAUAUGCAGCAGUUGUGGAAAAGCUUUUGUCCGUAAAGAUGCACUUGUUGAGCACGACAGAAGCCACACUGCGGAAAAGUCUUGUGUGUGUGAUGACUGUGGGAAGAUGUUUAGCCACAAUUCCUAUGUUAAAAUACACAAGAGAAUUCACAGUGGAAUAAGUAAGGCCUUGGGCUUGCGAUGUAUGUGGGAAAACUUACAUUCCUCAUCCCCACCUUAUUCAGCACAAGAAAAUUCACACCACAACAGAGUCUAUGGGUGA